AUGAAUCCUACACCUGAGAACCUACAGCAUCUAGCAAACUUUCUUGGACAGACUUUGUCUCCGGACCCAACUGCUAGGAAGGGAGCAGAAGCGCAGCUGAAUCAAGCCAAAGUACAGCCUGGAUACCCUCUGCUCCUGUUGAGACUAGUUGGUGCCUCCGAGCCUGCUGCUGAGAUUCGGCUUCAAGGUGCAAUCCAGCUGAAGAACUUGAUCAAUAACCACUGGAUUGCUAGCGAGAGUCAUGAUUUCUCUAUCUCGGACGCUGAUAAGGCUGCUGUCAAGGCCGAGAUCGUGUCGGCUAGUAUGACUGUGCCUGAGAAAUUGCAGCCUUUCUUGUCUGAAUCUUUGAGCACGAUCUGCAAUGCUGACUUCCCUCUUGAUCAAAAGUGGCCCGAGCUCUUGCCGCAGCUCAUGUCGAAUCUGGACAGCGACAAUCCAGCAGUUGCUGUUGCAACCUUAAAGAUUAUCCAUGCUAUCGCGCAGAAGUAUGUGACUGCCUCUCACACGGACGAACUGUGGGCUGAAAUCAAAGCAGUCUUGGCACUUCACGAAAGGCUUCUCAGGACACACUCGAGCUGUCUGGCCAUGGUACAACAACAAUCCGGAAACAAAGCCAUUCUGGAGGUCCUUUUUCAGACGCUUGAACUCCUGGCUCGCAUCUUUUACGAUUUGAACUACCAAGAUAUCCCAGAGGUGUUUGAGGACAACUUGGAUGUGUGGAUGCAAGGGUUUCACCAACUUCUAAACCUUCCAGAUCCUGUGAAAGCUCUCUUCAACGAUAAUGACGAGAAGCUCUCUUCACUCUACCAGAUGCAACGAGCCAUCUGCGAGGCCCUGCAUCUGUAUGCUGACAAGUACAUCGUCAUUGUGGAUGACUCGGAUCGAGGCUCAAGGCCCGAUGAAAGACCGGUCUUCCAGAAGCACCUUGGAACCUUUGUGGAAGAUGUUUGGGCGCUCUUGACGCAUCUCGGUGUUCAAUAUCAAUUCGAUCAGCUGGCUGCUGCCGCCAUCAGGUUCUUGUCCUCGGUGUUGAAAGGCACGCACUACACCUUCUUCCAACCAGCGCACCUGCAGAGCAUUGUGAACAAUGUCGUCGUGCCUGGACUGCGCAUUCGUGAAAGCGAUGAAGAAGAUUUUGAAGACAACCCCUUGGAGUAUAUGCAACGCGACCUGGAAGGUGGAGUCACAGACACAAGGAGGGGAGUGACAUGUGAGUUGGUGAAUGCAAUGUGUAUUCACUUUGAAGCGCCUACUUCGCAACUUUGCAUGACUGAGAUAGAAUCAGCUCUGAAUCAGUACCAGGCAGAUAACAGCAAGUGGAAGGCAAAAGAUGCCGCAAUCUAUCUGUUCAUCGCCUUGGCUGUCAAGGCUGAGACAAAAGCAGGAGGUGUUGUGAUGAUCAACCCGCACGUUGACAUCGUUUCGUUCUUUCAGCGUUAUGUCCUUCCAGAUUUGCAAGCUGUGACUGCAGCGAACGUCUCUAAGAAUCCAAUUCUUAUGGCGGACUUGCUCAAGUUUCUGCUUAUCUUCCGAAACCAGCUUCCUAAGGAGGCCUAUGCAGUCAUGUUUCCUAUUUUGAAUGUCCUCUUGACUUCGCAAGACUGCAUCGUCCACACCUACGCAGCAUGUUGCUUGGAGAAGAUGCUGACUGUCAAGGAUGGAGAAGUUCCCAGGGUGGGCAGGGUGGAGCUGCAGCCCAUGUUGCAGCCGUUUUUGACCAACUUGUUCGCUGCCCUCAACCAUACUGCGUCAAAGGAGAAUCCCCACAUCAUGAAGUGUGUCAUGAGGAUGAUCAACGUGGCUCAGGCUGAUGUUGUCACGGUUGCUGCUCUGCUGGCCGGAAAGCUAACUGAAAUUUUGAGCGACCUGUGCAACGUUUCAUCAUUACAUCUUGAGACGUUAGCAGGAGUUAUCAAGCAAAUAUGCGUCGCUGGUGACGUCAACGCUGUCAAUGCGAUGGAAGGAAUGUUGUUGCCACCGUUCAAGAUGGUCAUGGAGCAAGACAUUACUGAAUUCCAGCCUUACUUUGUUCAACUGGUGGCGCAACUGCUCGAGAAGCGACCUGCCCCGAUCCCGGAAGUCUAUGUUCAAACCCUGCCUAUUCUUUUGCAACAACCAGUGUGGGCAUCAAAGGCCAAUCAACCUGCAUUGAGCCGACUGAUCAAAGCCUACAUCAAUCGCAUUACCGACGUCAUUAUCGCUAACCAGGCUUUGUUCCAUCAAAUACUUGGCCUUAUACAAUUUUUGAUGAUGUCGAAGAUGACAGAUAACUAUGCUUUUGGUAUUCUGAACUCGAUCCUUUGCCAUGUUCCGUCAAGCAAGUAUCCCGAAUUCUUGCCUGUGUUGACAAAUGCUGCUCUGGAUAGGUUCCAAAAGCUUCCACAAGCUAGCAACGGAAAGUUCUUGCGUGGCUUGAUAGUCUUUUUCAGCCUGUACAUCGCUAAGCAUGGACCCGAGAUGUUGCUGGACCAACUUGAAUCAACUCAGGCUGGUCUCAUGGAGCAGUUCUUGACUCACGUCUGGGUUCCCAAGUUAAAUCAAGUUGUCAACGACUCAAUUGAUAAGAAAGUUUGCCAGAUCGGUAUGUGCAGACUAUUAUGUGAAAGCCCAAGGGCACACAAGUAUGGGUGCUGGGCCACUGCCAUGGAUGCAGUAUGUAAAUCUUUACAGAACAAUCGGGGGGGUAUUCAUAUGAACAACAAUGUUGAAGACGAUGUGGACUUUGAAUUCUUGGUCAGCUACAACAACUCAUCCUUCAUGGCGCUACACAACGCAGCGCAGGACAAGGCAGCCACUGACCCUCUCCCGGAUGUCCCGGACGCUGGGAGGUUUGUGAUCGAGAAGCUGCAGCAAACAGCCUCGCAGGCUCCCAACUUGGCUCCCACGAUCCAGACUUUGGCUCAGCAGUACCAACUUUCAUGA
This is a messenger RNA of Guillardia theta CCMP2712, 2922 nucleotides long. RefSeq lists its product as hypothetical. NCBI's taxonomy places the organism in Eukaryota, Cryptophyceae, Pyrenomonadales, Geminigeraceae. The transcript has 7 exons. Gene Ontology annotation, molecular function: nuclear export signal receptor activity; small GTPase binding. The coding region runs from base 1 to 2922 and encodes 973 amino acids. The record is from RefSeq and is a predicted model, not a curated record. Gene Ontology annotation, biological process: protein export from nucleus; protein import into nucleus. Gene Ontology annotation, cellular component: nuclear envelope; cytosol.